Messenger RNA from Periophthalmus magnuspinnatus, 3455 nucleotides. Its product is annotated as integrin alpha-D-like. The record is from RefSeq and is a predicted model, not a curated record. NCBI's taxonomy places the organism in Eukaryota, Metazoa, Chordata, Actinopteri, Gobiiformes, Gobiidae. Bases 5 to 3424 code for a protein of 1139 amino acids. Gene Ontology annotation, molecular function: integrin binding. Gene Ontology annotation, cellular component: integrin complex; external side of plasma membrane. The transcript is spliced from 30 exons. Gene Ontology annotation, biological process: cell-matrix adhesion; cell adhesion mediated by integrin; cell-cell adhesion.
UGUAAUGUGGAACUAUUUUCAAGAGAUCAACGCAAUGUAUUGGAUAAUAUUUUUCUCAGUGUUACGGAGUAUAGGUGGUUUUAACAUUGAACCUGUAGCUUGGAGAUCUUUCACUAACCCUGCGCUAGGAUUUGGACACAAGGUGAUUCAGAAACAAAAUGGCUUACUGGUCAGUGCUCCUCUUCAGCAGGAUGCACAACAACGAGGACAGAUCUAUGAGUGUUCCCCGACAACAACAACCUGCAGGAAAAUACAGCUUGAAUUGCCAGAUUAUGCAGUGAACUCCUCUCUUGGAUUGGCAAUGGCAUUUAACCCCAGAAAUGAAAAGUCUCUGGUUUGUGGGCCAACCAUUCCAAAGGAUUGCAGGAGCAUCACCAUGUACAAUGGUCUGUGUUUAGAGAUUGAUCAAAAUAACGGUCUCAGAAGAACCACGCCUAGGUCUACUGCAGAUUGCCCAAGCCAACCAGCCGACAUUGCAUUUCUGUUAGAUGGUUCGGGCAGUGUAGAUCCAGCAGAUUUCUCAAAAAUGAAGCAGUUUGUCAUCAAUGUGAUCAAAUCCUUUCUUGGAAAAGAUUCAAGGUUUGCCAUCAUACAGUUUUCACGUUUGGUCCAAAUCAGUUAUUAUUUCAACACUUUUCCAAUCAGCGAGUCCUGGGAAUCAAACAUAGAAAGUAUAACACAAUUGAAGCGCACCACUUAUACAGCCACAGCAAUACAAAGAGUUGUAGAUGAAGUCUUCAUACCAUCAAAUGGUAAUCGGCCAAAUGCAAAUAAUGUAUUGAUUGUCAUUACUGAUGGAGUGUCCCACGAUAAAAAUUACUUACCAGGAGCUAGCGAAGCAGCAAAUAGAAAAAACAUAAUUCGAUUUGCCAUUGGGGUUGGGGAUUCAUUUAAUAAUGCAGAUGCAAAGGAUGAGCUUAUAACUAUUGCAGCAUCUGAAGACCGUGUCUUUCAAGUUCAGGGCUUUGAUGCUCUUGAUAAAAUAAGACAGACUCUGCAGGAAAAAAUCUUUUCUAUUGAAGGAACUCAAACAGGUGGGGAGACGUUGAAAAUGGAAAUGUCCCAGUUGGGCUUUGGUGCAGCGUUUCUUAGUGAGGGAUUUCAAAUGACAGCUGUUGGUGCCAACGAGUGGAAAGGAGCGCUGCUGAAGUACACCAACUCUGGCACCAUGACGAGUUCCUAUGAGCCUAAAGACAUUGACAAUGACAGUUACCUUGGAUAUUCCAUAGCUAUUGCAAAUACUGUGGCGGGGACAUUUACAGCUGUUGGUGCUCCACGGUAUCAACACAGGGGCAUUGUAAUGUAUGUUUAUAGCAUUUACAGUCAGCAGAGGAUUGAUCCAGUGGAUUGGCAGUUUCAGAGUGGUGAAUAUUUUGGGGCAGAGGUUUGUACAAUGGAUGUCAAUGGCGACAGCUUCACUGACCUGCUCCUGAUAUCUGCACCAAUGUAUAUAGAGAGGGACAGGGAAGGAAGAGUCUAUGUUUGCGACGUAACUGAUUGGAUUGUGGAUUGUCACUUUGAUUCUCCAUUAAUCCUGAGGGGGGCAUCAGAAAGAGGAAGGUUUGGGUCAUCUCUUGCUGUACUGCCAGAUCUGAAUGCAGAUAAUUUGGCUGAUUUAGCUGUGGGAGCCCCUUUGGAGAAUGAUGGUCAAGGCACUAUUUAUAUUUACCAUGGCUCUGGGUUUAGGAGGAUUACUCCUACCUAUUCACAGAGAAUUACUGCCUCAGAAGUAAAGUCCGGUUUGACUUUCUUUGGCAUGUCAAUCAGUCCAACAUCAUUGGACCAAAGCAACGAUGGCCUGCCAGACUUGAUGGUGGGUUCAAAAGGGACUGUUGUCCUUCUCAGGUCCAAACCAAUUGUAAAAGUAGAUGCUACAAUUUCCUUCACACCACAGCUGAUCCCAACUCAGAAUAACGACUGUUCAAAACCUCUACGUGCCACUGCUACUGUCUGCUUCACGAUGUCCAAAGUCACCACACUAGAUCAAGCUCAGGCAAAAAUCAAUUAUACUUUUACUUUGGAUGCAACACGCAUUGUCCCAAAUAACCGGGCAUUCAUCAAUGAGAAACAACCAGACACAACCGGAAGUCUCACCAUUACAUUGAACCAUGAGGGAUGCGUUCCUAUCAAUUUCUUUAUACAGUCAUGUCCUGAAGAUGCUCUCAAUCCUCUUUACAAUGAGCUGCGCUUCACAUUUGAAAGCUUGACUUCCCCCCAGAGCCUCAAACCAAGUCUCUCUCAACAGUCACCCACAACAGUCAGCAAAGACUUGGGGUUUGAGAUCAACUGUGGGUUGGAUGACACAUGUACUGACCAACUCAUAGUGGACUUUAACUUCACCAGGUCUUCUGUGGUCCGAGUAGGCAUUGAUGAUUUGCUCAACAUCACAGUGUCAUUAGAAAAUAUAGAAGAAAAUUCCUACAAUACCAGAGUCAUUCUGACAUAUCCCUCUGGAUUUUCCUACCGGAAGUUCACUGGACUUCAAGGGAGAAUUGACUGUAACUCAGUGGACAGUGAAAACAGUUUGAUACGAGGACGGACAGAAUGCUUUAUUGAUAAGCCUAUUUUUAAGAGCAAAGCAAAGGCCUUUUUUGUUGUCUCAUAUGGCUUUAACACCAACAGUCAACUUGACAGGAGGAUUUUUGUCACUGCAAACGCAACCAGUGGAAAUGUGCAGUCGUCCCCAUUGUCCCAGCGAUACAAAAUGAGAGAAAUUGAUGUAAAAUACAGCAUUUCAGUGACAAUUGGAAGUUCACACAGCUACACCAAUUUUACGUUUGGUGAAAAUGAUCUGCAGAAGCCAGUCAAUCAGUCAGUUAAGGUUACAAAUGAGAUCAGAGCAUUGAAUUUCUCUGUGGUGAUCCGAGUGCCAGUAAAACUUGGCAAGAAGGACAUCUGGGUAGACUCUGAUUCUUUGCAGAUUGCAGACUGUCAAAAAGACAAGGAUGAAGAGCCAACUGUGACAGAUUUUGUUCCACAAAUACAGGAGAGCAAGUUUGUGAACUGCACUGUGGCCAAAUGCAGGGUUUUCAGGUGUACUCGCGUCAUGAGUCAAACAGAGAGUAAAGAUUAUAUCAUCUCUGCAAACCUCAGUUCAGGAUGGAUUGAGCAGAUUGGACUAAAGUCAGCCAAGUUUCACCUCAUCAGCACAGCUGUCCUGGAGUAUGAUACAGACCGGUUUAUUUUCUAUUCAGCUGAGAACAACCCCGUCAAGAUUGAAGCAGAAGUAGAAGUGUAUACUGAGGUAGACUUCACUAAAGAAAUCAUUGGAGGAUCUCUGGGAGCACUGGCACUGCUGCUGUUACUGACUGCCGGCUUAUACAAGGCUGGAUUUUUCAAGAGUAAAUACCAACAGAUGAUUACUGAUGAGGCCCAAGGACAGGAAGAGGCUCUUGAUGGUGCACCAGAAGAACCAACAGCUUAAUAUAAUGUAUAGAUAUUUACAACCCAGUGAG